This is a messenger RNA of Frankliniella occidentalis (western flower thrips), 3666 nucleotides long. RefSeq names its product hemicentin-2-like. NCBI's taxonomy places the organism in Eukaryota, Metazoa, Arthropoda, Insecta, Thysanoptera, Thripidae. The record is from RefSeq and is a predicted model, not a curated record. The coding region runs from base 485 to 3541 and encodes 1018 amino acids. The transcript is spliced from 15 exons.
CCCGGCCGCACCGACACACGCACGCGAGCAGCCGCCGGCCGCAGCCGCAGCCGCGCCCAGACGAGUCGAGCCGAGUCGAACCGAACCGCGGGAGGAGCCGGUCGUUGCGAGACGGACGACAUCCGCCGGGCAGCCUAACCUCACUCCCGGACGCGACCUUAACCUCCCAGCCCGCGCUGACGCCGCGCCGCGCCGCGCCGCCCUCGUGGGGCUCGUCACUGUGAAGAGCGUAGUGACGACGAGUUGGUGGUUGCCGAGUGUGCGUAGGAUGGGAUAACACCUGUGGAUACCACGCCGAACGUCCAGCCGCGCACGCAGAGGAAUGCGCCGCCCAUGGCCCACGGCCGCCCGGCCGAGAAUGUGCCCCGGGGCCGACCGUCCACCACCGGGGCGUUCCGGGGCGUUCCAGCGGCAGCAGGCCGCACCACCGCGGCCGCCGCUCGGGCGCACCACCGAGGCGUUCCGCUGCUGCCGCAGCUGAUGGAUGCCCGCCGCAGUGCAGCUGCCGCCGCUGCAUGCAGCCCCCGGGCGCCGGGCCGCCGCCGGGCUGCAGCGCGCGCCUGACUCCCGCGGCCCGGGCCCGGGCCCGCCUCCAGCCCGGGAUGAAUGUGAUUGCGCUCUGCGGCCGGGGAUGACGGAUCGCGCGCCGGCGGUGCUGCCGCUGCUGCCGCGCGCCCACCACCACGUGACGCAGGUGCCCCCGCACCGGAAGCGGCUCCGCGACAGGACCAAAGUAGUACCCGGGUGGACACUAGGAAUCGCGCUGCUGAUGCUGCUGCUGCUGCCGCUGGCCCGCGCGGCGGGCGGGAUAUCGGCGGCAGUCCCUCGGGACCCCAGGGACCUCUCGGAACUCGACGAACCAGCGCCGCUGAGCGAGGUGCGGGCCGCCGCUGGACAGGCCGCCUCCCUGCCGUGCUCGGCCAGGCCCUCGGCCAGGACCACCGUGCCCGGGGACAGCCUCCAGAUGCUGCUGUGGUACAGCGAGUCCGCGCCCGACAACGGCAUCCCCAUCUACCGCGUGGACGCGCGAGGGCGGCCGUUGUCACAGGCGCGGAGAUGGUCGUCGCCGUCCUGGUUCGGCUCGCGGGCCCGCGUUGUCAUCGACGGCGACCUCGUGCGGCUCGUGGUGCAGCCGCUCCGAGACAGUGACCACGGCAUGUACCGGUGCAGGGCGGACUUUAAGGACUCGCCAACCCGUAACACGAGAGUCAGUCUCUUCGUCUCACUGCCGCCGACUCAGCUCGUCGUCACGCAGGCUGCGGGAGGCGCCCGGGUCCCGGUGGACGUGCUGGCGCCCCUCAGCGAGGGAGAAGAGCUCAGCCUAGCCUGUGAGGCCAUGGGAGGCAGGCCGCCGCCCAGCGUGGUCUGGCUCCUGGGCGACCAGGUGGUGGACGACUCCUGGGAGCCGGGCGCUGGCGGCGCCUCCGUGGUCAACAAGCUGGUCAUGCCCGCGCUGGGCCGCCAGCACCUGCAGUCGCUCGUGUGUCGAGCAGUGUUCGACCCGGACGCGCCGCCCGUCGAGAGGGAGCUCUUCCUCGACCUGCACCUGCGGCCGCUGAGCGUGCGCAUCGUGGGGCGCGAGCGGGUGCUGCUGGCGGGCCAGAGCUACGAGUUCCAGUGCCGCUGCUCCGGCUCCCGGCCGGCGGCCAGGCUGAGCUGGUGGUGGCGGGGCGGCGCCGCCAUCAAGGGCCCCGUGCGGAAGCUCGUCGGCUCCGAGACGGAGACCAUCAGCCUGCUGACGCUCACGCCUCGGCCGCAGGACGACGGCAGGUACAUCGAGUGUCGCGCCGAGAACCCCCUGUUCGCCGACAGCGAGAUCCGGGACGCCUGGCGACUCAGCGUGCAAUAUCCGCCAAAGGUCUCGCUCCGCAUGGGCGCCAAGAUCAACGCGAGCGCCAUCAAGGUCGGCGACGACGUGUACCUCGAGUGCGGCGUGGACGCCCAGCCCAACGCCACGCUCGUCACCUGGACCCACAACGGUCUGGAGCUGAAGACGAGCCCGGCGCGGGGGGUGCUGCUCAACGACCGCACCCUCAUCCUGCAGCGCGUGGGCCGCGGCGCGGCCGGCAGCUACGUGUGCGCGGCCAGCAACAGCGAGGGCAGGGGCCAGUCGCCGCCGCUGCCGCUCGCCGUCCUGUUCCCGCCCGAGUGCGCGCGCCGCGGGCCGCAGCUGCUGGGCGCCCUGCUCCACGAGCCGCUGGAGCUGGCCUGCGCCGUGGAGGCCCUGCCGCCGCCGCAGUGGUUCCGCUGGAAGUUCAACGAGACCCUCGAGCUGCCACGCGCCGCCCGCGCCCACGGCGGCAGCACCGGCCGCCUCACCCUCGCGCCCGCCGGCCCCCAGGACUACGGCCUGUACGCCUGCUGGGCCGACAACCACGUCGGGCAGCAGGCCCAGCCCUGCCUCAUCCGCGUCGUCCACGCAGGUGCCCCGCUGCCGCCGUCCAACUGCUCUAUGGCGCGUCUGCUGACCCCGGCCGGGGUCCCCCGCCCCGCCGAGAUCCGCGAGAGGACACCGCCGUGGAGCUUCGGGGCCGAUCUGCAGCCCCCACCGCCGCAGCAGCCCGCCACCCUGGACCAGCACGAGGACGGCGUCGACGGCCAUGCGGGGACGCUCCGGGUGGACUGCCGCGCCCCGCCGGCCUCCGGGCUGCCGGAGCACUUCCAGCUGCACCUGCUGCGUGAGCCGCUGGCGGUGCUGCGCUACAACCUGACCCUGCCCGGAGGCGCGCCGCCCGUCUGGGAGCUGCCCUGGGCCCCGGAGCCCGGCGCCACCUACUCGGCCCGGGUGUACGCCGUCAACGCCAAGGGCAGGUCCGAGGCCACCGUCUUGGAGGGAGGCCCGCUGCGCGGCGCUGACCCCACCGCCGCCGACCCCUCGAACCUGUCGGGCGGAGCCGCGGACCCGCUGCUGGGCGGGCUGGUGGCCGCGUCCUGCGCCCUGCUGCUCGUGGCGAGCGGGGCCCUGCUGGCCAUCGCCGCCUGCCGCCCCCGCCGGCGCGCGGCCCAUCAGGAGGACGCCGAAGAGGACGGGGACGUCCACGCCGCCGCCGACGACGACCAGGACCGGGCCAACGGCGCCGCCGCCACCGCGGCCACCAGCCUCCUCCUCGUGGACAAAAACGGCGGCGCACCGCGUGUCGUCCUGGCCGACCGGCGGCAGCUCCAGGCCGACGAGGCCAACCCGGACGUCAUCCCCGCCGGCGAAGGUGUCCCCAGGGCGGGCGCCGCCUCCGCCUCGGCCCCCGCAACCUCCUCCUCCUGGAGGGCCAGGGCCAGGAGGGCCGGCAAGACGCCGCCGCCUCCGAGGAGGAGCACGAGCCGCCGCCCCUGCGCGCCGCCGCCACCCCACGGCCUCCACGAGGAGGAGGGCGGGCAGCUGCUCGCAGCGGCCGGGGGCGGGGGGCGGGAGGGAGCGGCCGCCGCAGCGACCGACGAGGUCCAGCCCUCCACGGACCCGCCCAGAGGUCGGCCCCUCCCCGGCACCGUGCGGCCGCAGCGGCCACAGCCGGCGCAGCAGCAGCAGCAGGAGAGCGAAUGCUAGCUGCCUCGUCAUAAUCAUCAUCACCAAGUGGGAGAACUUGAUCGCCCGCGCUUUGUACAUACGACAUUCCAUAUCAUUUUUGUACAUUACGAGUAAAAUAUGCCUCGACCGGCGCAAACAGAAUA